CCGCGGUGCUUGCCCUGACGCGGUGGGUGCAGAGUGCCAGCUGGGGCCCCGCGUUGGAUUCCACUUAGUCUUUGGAGGGUUUGACUGCAUGGUGCCGUCGGUCUCUGGGAACACACACUUAACACAGCACUGAGUGAACGCCUCAUCCAUCCCUUCACUUCUUCUCACCCGAGCUAUUGCAUGUCUAAUAUUUAGACAUGUUCAGCUUUGUGGACUCAAGGACUGUUCUGCUACUUGUAGCAUCCCAACUUGUUUUACUGGCUGUGGUCACAUGUCAGGAAGAGGAUGACCAGGAGUCAGUUGGCUGCAUCCAGGACGGCCAGCUGUAUAAUGAUAAGGAUGUGUGGAAGCCAGAGCCGUGUCGAAUCUGUGUCUGUGACAGCGGAGCGGUUCUGUGUGAUGAGAUAAUCUGCGAGGAAAUGAGGGAGUGUGCCAACCCUAUCAUCCCAUCUGGAGAGUGCUGUCCCAUGUGCCCCGCCGAUGCCAUUGCCCCCAUUGAGACAAUCGGUGCAAGGGGCCAGAAGGGUGAACCCGGAGAUAUUGCAGAUGUUGUAGGACCAAGAGGACCAGCAGGCCCGAUGGGCCCCCCAGGUGACCAGGGAACACGUGGACCAGCUGGCGCAAAAGGUGACAAGGGAAAUCCUGGACCUCGUGGAAGAGAUGGCGAGCCUGGCACCCCCGGAAACCCCGGACCCUCUGGGCCACCUGGCCCACCUGGACCCGCAGGACUUGGAGGGAACUUUGCCGCACAGAUGGCUCAAGGUUUUGAUGAAAAGGCCGGAGGUGCUCAGAUGGGAGUGAUGCAGGGACCAAUGGGUCCAAUGGGUCCUCGUGGCCCACCGGGACCAAGUGGCGCUCCUGGCCCACAGGGUUUCCAGGGUGCCCCUGGAGAGGCUGGAGAGGCCGGUCCAGGUGGAGCAAUGGGACCCCGUGGACCACCUGGACCUUCUGGAAAACCAGGAAGUGAUGGUGAGGCUGGCAAACCUGGCAAAGCUGGUGAGCGUGGACCUGCUGGACCUCAGGGAGCUCGUGGAUUCCCUGGAACUCCUGGCCUUCCUGGAAUCAAAGGACACAGAGGUCACCCUGGUCUGGAUGGCGCCAAGGGAGAGACCGGUGCUGCCGGUGCAAAGGGUGAGUCUGGUGCUUCUGGAGAGAACGGCGCCCCCGGACCCAUGGGCCCACGUGGUCUGCCUGGUGAGAGGGGACGUCCCGGUGCUGCUGGAGCUGCAGGUGCCCGUGGAAAUGAUGGUUUGCCUGGACCUGCUGGUCCACCUGGACCUGUUGGUCCUGCUGGAGCACCCGGGUUCCCAGGAUCCCCAGGAGCCAAGGGAGAAGCUGGUCCAACUGGAGCUCGUGGAGCUGAAGGCCAGCAGGGUCCCCGUGGAGAGGCUGGUACUCCAGGAUCUCCCGGACCUGCUGGAGCAUCGGGAAACCCCGGAACUGAUGGCAUCCCUGGAGCUAAGGGAUCUGCUGGUGGUCCUGGUAUUGCUGGUGCCCCUGGCUUCCCUGGCCCCCGUGGGCCUCCUGGGCCACAAGGAGCAACAGGCCCUCUGGGACCCAAAGGACAGUCUGGUGACCCUGGUCUUCCUGGAUUCAAAGGUGAAGCUGGACCCAAGGGAGAGCUUGGCCCCGCUGGUCCCCUAGGUGCACCCGGCCCUGCUGGUGAGGAAGGAAAGAGAGGCGCUAGAGGAGAACCUGGUGCUGCUGGACCAAUUGGACCUCCAGGGGAGAGAGGAGCUCCUGGCAACCGUGGUUUCCCUGGUCAGGAUGGUCUUGCAGGCGCUAAGGGUGCCCCAGGUGACCGUGGCGUCCCUGGUGCUGCUGGGCCUAAAGGUGCUACAGGUGACCCUGGACGCACAGGAGAGUCGGGUCUUCCUGGAGCAAGAGGUCUUACUGGCCGUCCUGGAGAUCCUGGUCCUCAAGGCAAAGUCGGACCUUCUGGUGCCGCUGGUGAGGAUGGUCGCCCCGGCCCUCCUGGUCCUCAGGGAGCCCGAGGACAGCCAGGAGUGAUGGGAUUCCCCGGACCAAAAGGAGCAAAUGGUGAGCCUGGAAAGGCUGGAGAGAAAGGUCUUGUGGGUCGCACUGGUCUGAGAGGUCUGCCAGGAAAAGAUGGUGAGACUGGAUCUGCUGGACCACCUGGCCCUGCUGGACCCGCUGGAGAGAGAGGAGAGCAAGGUCAGCCUGGACCUUCUGGCUUCCAGGGUCUUCCUGGACCAACUGGUUCCCCAGGAGAGGGUGGAAAACCCGGAGACCAGGGGGUUCCUGGAGAGGGUGGAGCACCUGGUGCUGUUGGACCUAGAGGUGAACGUGGUUUCCCCGGUGAGAGGGGCGGUGCUGGUCCUCAGGGUCUUCAGGGACCUCGUGGACUUCCUGGAACACCUGGAAGUGAUGGACCCAAGGGUGCCAUUGGACCAGCAGGAUCUGCUGGAUCCCAGGGACCCCCUGGCCUGCAGGGUAUGCCCGGAGAGAGAGGAGCCGGUGGCAUCCCAGGACCCAAAGGAGACAGAGGCGACAAUGGAGCAAAGGGACCUGAGGGAGCUCCUGGAAAGGACGGUUCUAGAGGUUUGACCGGUCCCAUUGGUCCUCCUGGCCCAGCUGGACCCAACGGUGCCAAGGGUGAGACUGGACCUUCAGGGCCUUCUGGUGCUGCUGGCGUUCGUGGUGCCCCUGGCGACCGUGGCGAGGUUGGUCCUCCUGGGCCUGCUGGCUUUGCUGGACCUCCCGGUGCAGAUGGUCAGCCUGGUGCCAAAGGAGAGCUUGGUGAGGGUGGACAGAAAGGAGAGGCUGGUGCUUCCGGACCUCAAGGACCAUCUGGAGCACCCGGGCCUGUGGGCCCAACUGGUGUAUCUGGACCUAAAGGUGCACGUGGUGCUCAGGGAGCUCCUGGUGCCACUGGUUUCCCUGGUGCUGCUGGUAGAGUUGGAUCUCCUGGCCCUAAUGGUAACCCUGGCGCUGUUGGACCUGCUGGUCCUGCUGGCAAAGAUGGACCAAAGGGUGCCCGUGGUGAUGGUGGACCCCCUGGAAGACAGGGAGAUGCUGGCCUUCGAGGACCUGCUGGCGCACAAGGAGAGAAGGGAGAGCCUGGAGAAGAUGGACCCCCUGGUGCAGAUGGACCCUCAGGUCCUCAGGGUCUGGCUGGAUCUCGUGGUAUUGUUGGUUUGCCUGGUCAGCGUGGAGAGAGAGGCUUCCCUGGCCUUCCUGGACCUUCUGGUGAGCCUGGGAAACAAGGAGGCCCUGGCUCUUCUGGUGACCGUGGACCUCCUGGACCUGUAGGACCCCCUGGACUUACUGGACCUGCUGGAGAGACUGGAAGGGAGGGUACGCCUGGAUCAGAUGGACCACCUGGUAGGGACGGAUCCGUUGGAAUCAAGGGAGAGCGAGGUAACACUGGUCCUGCUGGUGCCCCUGGUGCUCCUGGUGCUCCCGGUGCCCCUGGACCUGUCGGACCUCUUGGCAAGCAGGGAGACAGAGGAGAGGCUGGUGCACAAGGACCUGCAGGACCACCUGGACUCGCUGGUGCUCGAGGAAUGGCUGGACCCCAAGGACCACGUGGAGAUAAGGGAGAGAGCGGUGAGUCUGGCGAGAGAGGACAGAAGGGUCACCGUGGAUUCACCGGUCUGCAGGGUCUUCCUGGACCUCCCGGUCCUGCUGGAGAUUCUGGGUCUGCUGGACCUGCAGGACCAAGCGGCGCUAAGGGACCACCUGGACCAACCGGACCCGCUGGCAAAGAUGGAUCUAAUGGACAGCCUGGCCCCAUUGGACCACCCGGACCUCGUGGACGCUCUGGAGAAUCUGGCCCAGCUGGUCCUCCUGGAAAUGCCGGACCCCCUGGUCCCCCUGGCCCUCCAGGCCCUGGCAUUGACAUGUCUGCCUUCGCUGGUCUGGGACAGACUGAGAAGUCUCCCGAUCCUCUGCGGUACAUGAGGGCUGAUGAGGCCUCCAGCUCCCUGAGACAGCAUGAUGUUGAGGUUGACUCCACGCUCAAGUCCCUCAACAACCAGAUUGAGAACCUGCGCAGCCCCGAUGGCUCUCAGAAAAACCCUGCUCGCUCCUGCAGAGACCUCAAACUGUGCCACCCUGAAUGGAGGAGCGGUGACUACUGGGUUGAUCCUAACAUUGGAAGCACAGCUGAUGCCAUCAAGGUCUUCUGCAACAUGGAAACUGGAGAGACCUGCGUCUAUCCGAGCAUUGCCAAGGUACCCAAGAAGUCCUGGUGGACCAGCAAGAGCAAGGAUCGCAAGCACAUCUGGUUUGGCGAGACCAUGAAUGGAGGAUUCCAUUUCAGCUAUGCUCAGGACGGCCCUGCUGCCAAUGCCGCCAGUGUCCAGCUGACCUUCUUGAGGCUUCUGUCCAAUGAGGCAUCCCAGAACCUCACUUACCACUGCAAGAACAGCAUUGCAUACAUGGACCAGGCCACCGGCAACCUGAAGAAGGCUUUGCUCCUGCAGGGCUCCAACGAUGUGGAGAUCCGUGCAGAGGGCAACAGUCGCUUCACAUACAGCGUGUUGGAGGAUGGCUGCAAGAAACACACAGGCCGAUGGGGCAAGACUGUCUUUGAGUACAAAACACAGAAAACCUCCCGUCUGCCCAUCGUGGACAUUGCUCCUAUGGACAUCGGAGGAGCGGAUCAGGAGUUUGGCUUGGAUGUAGGCCCAGUCUGCUUCUUGUAAAAUGGAAUAUCACAAUGACCCCCCAGAAUAACAGGAACAAAAUAAACUCAACCAUGAAACACUACACACAAUUCCAUAAUAAAGAAGACUGGAAAUGAUAAAAUUGAUCUCAAAGCGAAGUGCUCAAGUUGGAUGCUAGCACUGAAGGGCAUCGGCAAUAAGUGUACAUCUCUGUCAACCCGCCUCCUGAAAUCCAGUCAUGUUUCCCAUGGCCCACUGUUGACAGGAAUGAGUCCGGAGAAAGAGAGGGACCAAGCAAAAGUUGUGGAGAACUGAAACAUGACUUGAUGUCACUUAUUUAUUGUCUCACCUGAAUGGGCAGAGAUGAGGUAGGACUGGAGGGGUUCACUUUGUAAGUACGACAAACCCCUUUCCACUACACAACAGCCGCGCAACCUCUGUUCCAGUCCUGCUCCACCUCCUUCCCUGUUUCCCACCCGUCACACUAAUAUGGCAUUUUGAAUUCGUGUAGACCAAUAAAAUAUUCUCAAAAUCCAGGUACUCCACGCCUGUCCAUCGUGAGCAGGAGCAAAACCUUUACUGUGUAUUAUAAAGCCUUGGUUCUAGUGUUGUAAAGGUCUGUUUAUAAGCAACCAGAUGGUUUUAUAUGUAUUUCCACAUUAUGUGUGUACAUGUGUUGAUAUGCACACCAACACUUUUUGGAAAGUGAGGUUACAUUUGGGGGUGUAUGUCUCCAAGUCUCGUACCCCUUCACUGCACAUCAGAGGAGGGAAAUUUACUCUCAUCCAAAAAUUUGCUUUGAAAAAAAAAUCCCGAGCAACUUUAUUGUAGUCAUCCAGAUGGUUUGAAGCUACCUCACGCUGAAAAACGUAGUGAAAAUGUACAGAUGACCACAAAUAAUCUUACCACCAGGCAAAUCCAAUAUGGUCAUCUAUGCUUUGGGUUGCUCUCUUCUGAAGGUGCUAUGACUUCUGUAAUUUAGUCUCUACCGAAAGACCACCCAUCACCCCCACCCCAUCCUUAAUUCCCACUGGCCUCACGCCACACACUCACACUCCACCCUGGAUGAGGUCUACCGUUGGGUUGAGACAGGUGAAGACCGGGGCUACUUCAAGACCACCACUGAAGUCCACACACCAAAGCUGAACCAAGUGUCCCAAUAACACAGGGUGGGACGUCUGUGUGUGUGUGAGGGUGUGUACAUUUUUUAAAUUAAUUUUAUUAUGAUCCGUUUUGUUUUUGUUACACUUCUUAUUGAUGUAAAUUGGAAAUAAAAGGAAAACAGAAUGAAGAAGUGUAUUUUUGUUUGACUUUUCAAUAAAAGUAUCACAGGCGUGGGAAUGUUUUCUUCAUUCUUUCAAUAACAAAAAAAACCAUUCAGGUAGUAUGCUUGAACAAUUUCAUGCUAUUUAGUAAAGUCAUAUUUUUAUUAGAUAAGGUGAGCUUUCCAGUAAGCAUUUGUGAAUGUGUGGAAGAUUUAAGACCGACUCAAUAGUGUAUUUUUAUACAGGUAAAUCUAAACUACAGUACUGUAUUGGUUCUCCUGCUUCAGGGUGUGGCUGGGCAUCAUUGGCUUUGUCUGAACAGAUCAUUGGUUGACUCCA
This is a messenger RNA of Dunckerocampus dactyliophorus (ringed pipefish), 6235 nucleotides long. Its product is annotated as collagen alpha-1(II) chain-like. Lineage: Eukaryota; Metazoa; Chordata; Actinopteri; Syngnathiformes; Syngnathidae. The transcript has 54 exons. Bases 198 to 4670 code for a protein of 1490 amino acids. Gene Ontology annotation, molecular function: extracellular matrix structural constituent; protein binding. The record is from RefSeq and is a predicted model, not a curated record. Gene Ontology annotation, cellular component: collagen type II trimer.